Molecule: messenger RNA, 2890 nt
Organism: Eremomyces bilateralis CBS 781.70
Lineage: Eukaryota; Fungi; Ascomycota; Dothideomycetes; Eremomycetales; Eremomycetaceae
Product: chloride channel protein 3
Exons: 7
Coding region: 148-2784 (878 amino acids)
Biological process (GO): chloride transport; transmembrane transport
Cellular component (GO): membrane; Golgi apparatus; early endosome
Molecular function (GO): voltage-gated chloride channel activity
Source: RefSeq, a predicted model, not a curated record
AUGUACGCCGAAUCUAAACAUGGAUGAUACAUGAUCGGCCUUGAAUUUGAAUGUUCCAGGGUUAAUCUAAGUUUUGUUUCUACUACUCGCAACCCCCCGUGUAGAUACCGAGUAUGAGCGAUCGGGUGUCUUUCCCAUUGAGCAGGCAUGUCGGACUCGCCGUCCCCAUACGACCAGCAGGCCGAGUCCUCAACAUCGCAGCUCCAAGCGCGAGUGGAAGAUGACGAGAGUGACAAUGAUGAUCCUCUCUUAGCCCAGGACCCUCUGGACUCGUCUAUUCCUGAGCCCACCACAUUUAAAAGAAAGAAGAAAGCUGCGCCUGGCUUUUCUCUACCACGAUUUCUUUCCUCUCCAUUAUCAGGCGGCCGCAUAGAAUCUCCAGCGCAGCGUGCCCCAGCCCGUGGACGACUCGAAGCUUCCCAACCCCAACCGCAACGACGAGAUUCCACCGAUGCCAUGCUCAGCUAUCUCGAUCGCCCGAGCGAUGCGGGCGCUCAGCUUCAGGAUACCAAGGAUGCAAACGCCCUAGACUGGUAUGUUGAAGGCCCCGGUAGACGCGUGGGCUACGAUGAUCUCACGGCCAUCGACUGGAUCUUCGAGUACUCGAAGGAGCGACAACGAUUGCGAGUCUUGAAAUCCUCGGCGAAUGGCUUGCUCGGCUACCUUUAUUUGAUGGGGGACGCUAGUCAAAUUUGGUUGGUGCUCGUGGCGACGGGCAUCGCGUGCGGAGCCAUUGCGGCCUUCAUUGAUAUUACGAGCAAUUGGUUGGCGGAUGUGAAAGGCGGGUUUUGCAGUAAUGUGGACGCAGGGGGGAAAUUCUACCUGAAUGAGGUGUUUUGUUGUUGGGGCUACGAAGACUACAAUCAAUGUCGCGACUGGCGAACCUGGAGUGACGGGUUUGGCGUCAAAUCCGCUACCGGAAGCUGGAUUCUAAACUACUUUGUAUUUGUAUUGUUCUCGGUACUUUUUGCAGCUUGCGCGAGUUUCCUUGUACAGCGGUAUGCGUUUUAUGCGAAGCAUAGCGGGAUCCCGGAGAUUAAGACGGUCUUGGGAGGGUUUGUUAUUCGACGGUUCAUGGGACCGUGGACCCUGGUAAUCAAAUCACUUGGCCUGUGCUUUGCAGUGGCAUCAGGACUUUGGCUCGGGAAAGAAGGCCCUUUGGUGCACGUUGCUUGUUGUUGCGCCAAUCUUUUCUUGAAGCUGUGCGGCUCUUUGAAUGAUAAUGAAGCUCGGAAAAGGGAGGUACUCUCUGCUGCGGCUGCGGCUGGUAUAUCUGUAGCGUUUGGAUCGCCUAUCGGUGGGGUGUUGUUUAGUCUCGAGCAACUUUCGUAUUACUUCCCGGAUAAGACCAUGUGGCAGAGCUUUGUCUGUGCCAUGGUUGGAGCAGUCACCCUACAGUUCUUCAACCCAUUCAGGACCGGGAAGCUCGUCCUGUAUCAAGUCACAUAUCACACAGGCUGGCAUGGCUUCGAACUGGUUCCUUUCAUGAUCCUCGGAAUACUCGGCGGACUAUAUGGCGGCCUCCUCAUCAAGCUCAACAUGCGCAUUGCCGAGUGGCGUCGAUCCUCCAUAAUCUCCAAGAGUCCGGUUCUUGAGGUCAUCGCCGUCGCCUUGAUCACCGCCCUGAUCAACUUCCCGAUUAAGUUCAUGCGUGCGCAGGCGUCUGAACUGGUCUACAUCCUCUUUGCGGAAUGCGCCGAUAUCACAACCGAUCCUUUAGGGUUAUGCAAAUCUGGCAAAGCCAAUACCAGCGUGGUCGCGCUGCUUCUCAUCGCCGCAAUCUGCGGGUUUUUCCUCUCGGCCAUGACGUUCGGCCUUCUGAUCCCUGCGGGGAUUAUUCUGCCAUCGAUGGCGCUGGGUGCACUUUACGGGCGUGCAGUUGGCCUCAUAAUGGAGGUUUGGCAGAAGGCCUAUCCUAACUUCCUCCCCUUUGGAUCCUGUGAGCCCGACAUCCCUUGUGUCACUCCGGGGACGUACGCAAUCAUCGGUGCAGCGUCGGCACUUGGGGGCGCUACCCGGAUGACCGUCUCCAUAGUGGUGAUCAUGUUCGAAUUGACGGGAGCACUGACUUAUGUUCUGCCCAUCAUGGUCGCCGUCAUGGUCAGCAAAUGGGUCGGUGACGCGAUUAGUCCGCGAGGGAUUUACGAAUCAUGGAUCCACUUCAACGGAUAUCCCUUCCUCGAUAAUAGGGACGAUAACAGUGCUGCGGUACCAGAUGUCCUCGCAAACGAGGUCAUGACUCGAUUGGUGGACUUAGUGGUGAUCACAUCCACCGGCCAUACGAUUCAGAGCUUGCAAACCCUCCUUACGCAGCACGACCUGCGUGGGUUUCCGGUCAUUGACAAUGAGCGGAACACGACGCUUCUGGGAUACAUAUCGAGAACGGAGCUGGAGUUUGCUUUGAACACUGCACUGGCGGAGCCUAGAAAUUUGCCUCCAGAAACCGAAGCAUACCUCACUCAUCAGUCACUUGCCGACCCUCUGGCGAGCUUGGAUCUGAGGCCUUGGAUGGACCAGACCCCCAUCACGCUCAAUGCGCGGGCAAGCUUGCAGCUCGCGGUCAGUAUGUUCCAGCGUCUGGGGCUGCGAUAUGUUCUCUUCGUGGAGAAAGGAAUGCUUCGCGGCUUGAUGACCAAGAAGGACGUCUGGUACAUAUUGGAUGGAUCAGAGGUCCGUCGAGAUACGAAUGGUGGGACGCAGGCGGACAAUGCUGGCCAUGGAGAGGCAGACGCGGAUCUAAUGCUUGCUGAUGAUGGAAGUGUGGAUAGUCGCUCAGCACCUUGAAUAUUGCUUCUAAAAUUCGACUCGAUACAAUACAAAGCCGAUAAUCAAGUUCAAAACAACAAUAGCUUGACCAGAAACAGCAUUUAAAUAUAUAAUUCCAGUCCAU